Molecule: messenger RNA, 1286 nt
Organism: Drosophila grimshawi
Lineage: Eukaryota; Metazoa; Arthropoda; Insecta; Diptera; Drosophilidae
Product: host cell factor-like
Exons: 3
Coding region: 372-887 (171 amino acids)
Biological process (GO): chromatin remodeling; regulation of DNA-templated transcription
Cellular component (GO): histone methyltransferase complex
Molecular function (GO): transcription coactivator activity; protein binding
Source: RefSeq, a predicted model, not a curated record
AAUCUGAGUCAGCACGCUACAAUUGAUAAUUUCAAUUGCUAAUUGUCAAUUUCCAAUAAUUAAUUUAGUCACCAAUCAAUGGUAUGUGCCCGUGUUGAAGCGCGAUGUGCCAAAUGGUUGUGCCGCUUAUGGAUUUGUUGUGGAAGGCACCCGCAUUUUUGUCUUUGGCGGCAUGUCGUUGUCGUUUUCUUCGGCUUUUUUUUUGCGCAUUGUAUGUGUGCACGAAUUUUGGAGUGUGUCGCAUUUCCAUUUAUUACUGACUUACAUUUCAAUUUCAAUAAAGUGCAAUUGAUAAUUUGUUUUGGCAAGCAAAAAGAUGAACUUGAAUUGUAAACAAAUAUAUUAAAAACGAAUAAUCUGCUGAAUUGAAAAUGGAAAUGGAUGCCACCUACCAAAUUGAUAAUCCUAAUAAUAAUAUGUUGGCCAAUAAUCAACUUGGUUUUCGUUGGAAACGCAUUUUAAAUCCAACGCGGCCGCAGCCGCGUCCCCGCCACGGUCAUCGUGCCAUAAAUAUCAAGGAAUUAAUGGUCGUUUUUGUUGGCGGCAACGAGGGAAUUGCCGAUGAAUUUCAUGUUUAUAAUACAGUCACCAAUCAAUGGUAUGUGCCCGUGCUGAAGGGCGAUGUGCCAAAUGGUUGUGCCGCUUAUGGAUUUGUUGUGGAAGGCACCCGCAUGUUUGUCUUUAGCGGCAUGAUUGAAUAUGGCAAAUAUCCAAAUGAACUUUACGAGUUGCAAGCAAUCAAAUGGGGAUGGCGCAAAAUGUACCCUGAGACACCGGAUAACGGUGUCACACCCUGCCCCCGGUUGGGGCACAGCUUCACGAUGGUCGGCGAGAAAAUAUUCCUGUUUGGCGGACUGGGCAAUGAAUCGGAUGAUCCCAAAAAAUAAUAUUCCCAAGUAGAAGUCAAUUAUUAAUUAAUAUUAGUAGUUGUAAAUAAGUUGCCUUUUUCUACUUUGGUUUCUUUGCAAUAAUAAUAAUUAUAUUUAUUAGUAUGUAGCAAUAAAUGUUAAUAUUAUUAGUGGUUUGUUUAAUACCAAAAACAAUAUUCAAUUGGUGCUAAAAAUAUAUUUAUUAGUAGUUCGUUUCGAUUAAAAUAUAAAGCUUAUUAAAUUAAAAAUACAUUUUCAUAUUCAAUAUUUUUAAAAUUCUUAAUUUCGACUAUCCCUCAGUCGAAAGAGAAAAAUCUUAAAUACAAAAAAAAAAAAAAUUUCAUAAUUACGUUGGUUAACUUUAAUUUUCGACAUAGCAAAAUCGCAAAUAAAAAAUAUAUUUAAUUCAAAAUCAAA